This is a messenger RNA of Trichobilharzia szidati, 1790 nucleotides long. The record is from the annotation of a GenBank genome assembly. NCBI's taxonomy places the organism in Eukaryota, Metazoa, Platyhelminthes, Trematoda, Strigeidida, Schistosomatidae.
CUUGAUCGUCCGUUCGGCGCCUACUUUGAGUUUCGGGGCUGUAGGUCGCGUAAUCGGGCUAUCCGCCUUCAAUAACGCUAUAUUGGCACACAAAAUUGGUCUUUAUACAACUUCGGAACAAUGACAGACGAUAUAGACGUUGAGGCCAUGCUUGAGGAUCACUAUGCUCGAGAGGAUACUCUGGGUCUGCGAUCAUCGUUGACGUCGUUGUGGACGUCUGGCCCUUUUCUACAACUGUAGUUAUCAAUUGAUUAUUUCGGUAUGUUUGACGAAAGUAUUUAUUUUGCUGCCUGUCUUUUUUAUCCCCUUCCACCUCCUGAAUCUGCUAAUGUUGUCGCUCAAUAGGGCUAUUCAAAGUCAAAUGGUCACCGAAGACGUGGUCGGUCGCGUUCCAGGGAUCGCAGCAGAAGGUAGAAUUUCCGUGAUCUUGAUUAUUUCCCCAGACACCGCUCACGCAGCAGAAGCAGAGAACACCGACGGGACAAAAAGUAUGAUCCUGAUCGAGGACGGCACGAGCGCCGUCACAGUUCACGUGACCGUGACCGACAUCGGUCAGGAAGAGAUGGGGAACACAAGUCUUCUCGGAGUGAAAGACGUCACAAGUCUCCUGAACUCACUCCAGAGGAGAGGGAUGCAAGGACAGUUUUUGUAUGGCAACUUUCUGCUCGUAUUCGACAGAGAGACUUAGAAGAUUUCUUCACUUCUGUUGGUAAGAUCAGAGACGUGCGUUUGAUAAUGGAUAACAAAACAAAGAGAUCAAAAGGAAUAGCCUAUGUUGAGUUUCGUGAAGUAGAGUCGGCGCAGUUAGCCCUUGGACUUACUGGCACUCGGUUGUUGGGUGUCCCCAUACAAAUUCAGCAGAGCCACGCUGAGAAAAAUCGAGUUAAUGCCACUCCCUCACUACCUCGUCCAACUCAACAGAACAGAGGCCCCAUGAAGCUGUAUAUAGGAUCUCUGCAUUAUAACAUAACGGAAGAAAUGCUGAAAGGCAUCUUUGAACCAUUUGGGAAAAUCGAGGAUAUAAAGUUGAUCAAGGAUCCCACCACGAACCGUUCUCAGGGUUAUGGGUUUGUAACCUAUGUGAAUAGUGAUGAUGCCAGGAAGGCAUUAGAUCAACUAAAUGGAUUCGAGCUGGCAGGGCGACCGAUGAAGGUAAAUCAUGUGACGGAACGUAGUGAGUAUGCUUGCCUUAGUGCUCUGGACAAUGAUGAAGCAGAUCGUGCCGGCGUGGACCUAGGCACAACAGGCAGAUUGGCUCUAAUGGCAAAACUCGCCGAAGGUACUGGCUUAGAAAUCCCGAAAGCAGCUCUAGCUCAACUACACAUUGGUCAAAAUAACCCCAUUUUGGGGUCAGCAGGCAGUGUCAGCUCGUCAUCUGCUAUCGCUCCCCCUGUUUGCACUCAGUGCUUUAUGCUCUCCAAUAUGUUCGAUCCUCACGUGGCUACCCAUAUGGUUUUCGAAGAAAUACGAGACGACGUAAUAGAGGAAUGUACGAAAUUGGGUGGGUGUCUUCACAUUUUCGUGGAUCGUACUAGUGCUCAGGGAAAUGUUUAUGUCAAGUGUCCUAGCAUUGCAGUUGCCACUCAGUGUGUAAACAUGUUACACGGUCGGUACUUUUCCGGUCGGUUGAUCACAGCAGCCUAUGUUCCUUUAAUUAACUACCACCAGUUAUUUCCUGAUUCAGUGACAGCAAAAACACUGUUGCAUCCUUCAAACUGAAUAUAGAUUUGUAAAUAGUAUGAAUAUCUGUUGACCACUGCAUUUGUCAAUAUAUACACAUCAAUCAGCAU